AUGGUGAAUGGGCAGACACAGCAGGCAUCUGAGAUCCCUCCAUGCAGAGAAAUCCUCGUGAAAAGUCCCGCGGACGGACCCAAGGAAUGGACCAUGAUCGAGAUGCAAGGCAUGCUCCAGGCCAGAGAUUCCUCGGACAGCCUUGACGGAUUGGACAUUGGGAACCUGCAGAUGAAAAAAGGAGACAAGAAUGUAUCUCUGACAGUAGGAAACCAAAGGCUGGAAGGCAAAAUCGUCGACCUGAGCAGCCCUCUCGCAGUAAUGCUCAAGAGAAAGUCAGAGCCCUUGCAAGGCGGCCAAUCGGCUACGGAAUACAGCAUAGCCGGAAUCAUCAAGAAGAAGAUUGUUUUUAAUCACCGCCCUACAGUCAUCACAACCCAUUACGUCUCGCCGAUGAAGGAUCUAGGCUCACAGCUCGAGUGA
Molecule: messenger RNA, 423 nt
Organism: Guillardia theta CCMP2712
Lineage: Eukaryota; Cryptophyceae; Pyrenomonadales; Geminigeraceae
Gene: CTF8
Product: chromosome transmission fidelity protein 8
Exons: 2
Coding region: 1-423 (140 amino acids)
Biological process (GO): mitotic sister chromatid cohesion
Cellular component (GO): Ctf18 RFC-like complex
Source: RefSeq, a predicted model, not a curated record